GAGUACUGGAAAUUAAUACAAUGAUUCAUAAAUGUUUUUAUUUAGGAGAUAAGCUGUGUACUAAUGUUUGAUAUUUUUUUUUUAUUUUAAGAGGAGGAAUACAUGUCCGCUCUGACAUGCGAUGGAAUGAAGUUUCAGCAUAGGAAGUCAUAUUCAGGAAGUAGGAAGUUUUUUAUUUUUUGUGGGAAGGUUUCGUAAUACCAUUAGCAUGAUCAGAGCAAGUACAGAGCAGCUUGAGGAUUGGGGUAGGGUAAGGGAGGGGGGACGAGAAUAACUGGGAGGCACCACAGAACGCGUUGCUUCACUGAAGCUGCUGUAGUGCGGGACGAGAUGUGACGGAACUCUACUCUUCAUGGUAUUGAGUGCCCAUUAAGCAGAAUGGUGUCCUGCCAUUACAAGAUCCACUGAAAAUUUCACAUGUUACAUCUGACUAUCAUGUUAUUAACAAGAAAGAAGAGGACUACAUCCUUCACAAUUAUGCCAAGCUACAAAACUGCUUUAGUACUUGCUUCAGUCCUUCUCUGUAUCACUACCACUUCUGGAAAAAAUUAUGUCUCUCCUUUGAAUGUAGUUGAAACUUUCCCCAUAAAACAUGAUGUUCGAGCAUCCCUAAAUUCUUGUCCCUGCAAAAACAAAUUUCUUUGCAUGCCUCUUUCACAAGCCAAGAAUAAAUAUCCAACAGCACCACACGUCCUCAACUUCAUAAAAAAAUCGAACAAAACAGAGGUGUUUGCUUUUGUUGUGAAAUGUGAUGCUUCAGUGUGGGGAAAGUUUGACUGGUCCAAGCUCACAACUGUGGCUCUAGCCAACUUCUAUGAUGCCGAGUUAAUCUGUCAUGCCCACCAGCAUGGUGUUCGAGUGGUCAAACUAGGCAAUUUUCCAACAACUAAGCUUGGUAAUAUUACUGCUCGAAGGAAUUGGAUCAACAUACAGAUUAGUGAUGUUACCUUGAAAUUUCUUGAUGGAAUUAAUAUUGAUUAUGAAGAUGCCCUUGAUCCUUUCACUCCUGAGCAAUAUGGUCUGACAAGCCUGGUGAAGGAAACAGCAGAGGUCUUCCACACAGCAAUUCCAGGCUCACAGGUAUCAUUUGAUGUUGCUUGGUCAGCACGUGGAAUUGAUGGCCGCUACUACGAGUACAAGAAAAUUGCUGAUUACAGCGAUGUCAUCUUCAUUAUGGCCUAUGAUGAGCAGAGCCAGAUCCUAAAAGGUCCUUGUGCUGCUCGGCCAAACUCUGGGUUUUAUAAAACUGUACAAGGGAUGAUGACUUACUUGGACUUGGGCAUCCCCCCCACCAAAAUGAUUCUUGGGGUUCCUUGGUAUGGAUACACCUAUCCCUGUCUUCAGCUAGACAAGAACAAUACAUGCUACAUCAAGGAAGUGCCAUUCAGAGGUGUCAACUGUAGUGAUGCUGCGGGAAAAGAAUUGCCCUUCAGAGAAAUUUUGAACAUCCGCCAUUUGUACAAUGCAACAGACCACUGGGAUCAGAAUUCCCUCACUCCUUGGUUUAAUUUUAAGAGUAAGGAGGGACAGCAUCAAAUAUGGUAUGAUGAUGAAAGAAGCCUCCUCUACAAGUACAUGGUCGCCAUCGUCACAGGCUUCAGGGGGGUUGGCAUGUGGACAGCAAAUUUUCUAGAUUACUCUGAUACACCGGAGGCUAAGCUCCAACAAGAGCAUAUGUGGGGCCUGCUGCCUUGAGAUGACCCUUUCAACUUCUUGAAAUUCACCUAAGUGAAGAGAAUAGUUUGGCUGAAUGUGCUAAUGAGAGCAGCUGUGCAUCAUACAGUCUGGGGCAGGUACUUAUGCAUUACUUAAUAAACAGCUACUGCUUGAUUUUUAACUGUCAAACAAUGCUUAUGGUUUACUUCAGACUCAUCAUUACAGUGCAAAAUUAUGAAAGUAUUAAGCUAUAUACUUCUGUAUUAUUUUAAGGUUCAUCACAUUUAAUUCAUUUACACAGUGAUUUAGACUCUGUAUUCAGUUAUCCAAAGUAACACAAUGCCCAUACACAAAGUAAAAUACAAAAUUGUCUUGUAAGUGAAACUUAGCAAUAACAUCCCAGUAAUUAUUGAGAAUCUGGCUUGUAUAGUGGAAGUGCAUGUGGCUGCUAUUUUGUGGCUGUGCAUUCAAGCCCUGGUCCUAAGUCUUUUUAUCUGUCAGACAUUACUGCCCCUAUAAGCAAGGGGUAAGGAGGUGACCAAAUCAUCCCAAUUUUCCUGCUAAUGCAGCCAUAGUUUGGGCUGACUAAUGUCUCACAUGGGUGAAGAGGGGGCCAGAAGUGUCCAUCAUGCAUGUGACAAGUAGUUUGAGUGUUCACAAUUUCCUAUCGCUCCAACAGUCAUUGGCGACCUUUUACCUUCAAUGAAUUUUAUGGCCAUCCUGUGGUAUCAACCACAGCCAUUGUAAGAGCAAGGUGAAAUUACAGGACCAAGCUGUUCUGCCAGUUGCAAAAGAUAUGCUUUGUUUGGAUGGGCCAAAAAUGUGAACAUUAUAUAUUACUGGCAGAAAGAAACACGAGAUAGUGUCAAAGAGCAUCAUCUUCAGUCUUUCCCCAUCUAUCAGCAGCAGAAACAAGAUGAUAAUUCAGGUGAAUCUCCAUAAUUUAUCUGUGAUGUUACAGACUUCCAAUGGUUGAGGCAGGGCAGGUAAAAAUAUCCCAAAUAUGUAGCAAGAUCUUGAGACCAGCUGGAUGCCCUGGCAAAGACCUGAGGCAAGGGUGGAUGCACUAUGUGGUGACUGGAGUGUGGUACCUGGAUGUGUGGAGGCCUGCACAAGGCUGUGGAGGCCAGAGGGAGCUGCAGCCUGGAGGAAGACUGCAGGUGGGUAGAUGGCUGUGAAACCUCCAUACUGCUGGAGCCUCUGUAAGGUGUCCACUGUGUGCCUGAGGGCUGACCUGAGGAUGGAGUGCAUGAAGAAAUCCUGUGGCUGUAAGGAGUACCAGCUGCUUGGAAGUGCAGCUGAGGGGGACUCUUUGUCACAUCUUUAUAGUCUUCAUGUUGUGCUGUAAGUUGUGAGUUGUGCCUUCCUUCAUGCGUGUUCUGCGUGGAUAUCUGGGUGACUUGGUUCUCUGGAUGUGUGUGGGCAGUGUGUGCCACAUGCUUAUAAUUCUGUGCUCUGCUAGGUGAGUUCUUGUGUCUGGUGUCCUGUGUGUCAGGAGAUAAUUGUGUUCUGUUCUCUAGUUAUGAAAUAUAUGCCUGUGCUGUGCAUAUA
Molecule: messenger RNA, 3207 nt
Organism: Scylla paramamosain (green mud crab)
Lineage: Eukaryota; Metazoa; Arthropoda; Malacostraca; Decapoda; Portunidae
Product: di-N-acetylchitobiase-like
Exons: 8
Coding region: 418-1695 (425 amino acids)
Biological process (GO): oligosaccharide catabolic process
Molecular function (GO): chitin binding
Source: RefSeq, a predicted model, not a curated record